CCUUAAUCCCACCACCACACACCACCCCCCGGCCCCGGCGGCUCUUUUUCUUCCUCUCUUAUCGGUCGAUUCGAUCUAUCCUACGGCGGCAAAGGAACAAACACCUGCCGAGCGCAGCAAGCGGCGUCACGACCAAGCCAAGUAAUUUUUCAUUUCAUUAGUUAAUGGAAAAGGGUCCAGUACAACUUGUGGCAAUUUUUUUUGGGUCCAUUCAGCAGUAAAGCCUUCUAGUACUUCGAUGAAUUGAAGCUUUGUGUUGCUUGCAUAUGGAGCAUGCUUCUGGUGAGAUUGGUGUGCAGGAAAGUUUGGUCACACUUUAAUAGAAAUCAAUAAUUGUUUUAUAUGGAGAAAGAUCCUAAAUCUGAUGUCGAGGUGAAUCAUUCUAGAGAGUGUAAGGUUGCAGCUCUUGGACAUGCUGAUGAUGGACGGAAGACAAAUGCCAACCAUAAGAAAAAUGACAGAUGUACACCAAGUGCAAAACAUAACUCAAAAAAACCAGUUAGGAAAAGGAAAGAAGUAUCUCAAAAAGUGAAUUCUAAAAGAUAUUCACUAAGGUCUUCACUUGAUGAUGUCAGGAUUCUUCGAUCGAUGACAAAUGGUAAAGAUAAGACUUCCGCAGGGUCAUCGAAUUCCACGGCCAUCUCCAUGACAAAAACAAGGAAAAAGAGGAGGAAAGGGGAGAGUGCUCUGAAUAAUGAAUUUUUACUAAUUAAAAAACGUGUAAGAUACUUGUUGACGAGAAUCAACUACGAACAAAGCCUGAUUGAUGCAUAUUCAAAUGAAGGAUGGAAAGGUCAAAGUUUGGAAAAGAUCAGGCCUGAGAAGGAGCUUGAAAGAGCCAAAUCAGAAAUUCUACGCUGCAAAUUAAGGAUACGUGAAUCAUUCCGGCAUCUAGAUUCCUUGUUAUCUGAGGGAAAGCUUGAGGAGAAUCUGUUUGAUGACGAUGGACAAAUUGACAGUGAGGCUAUAUUUUGUGCAAAAUGUGGUUCAAAGGACCUGUCUGCUGACAAUGAUAUCAUACUGUGUGAUGGCAAUUGUGACAGAGGUUUUCACCAGAAGUGUUUGAACCCGCCACUGGCAACUGAUGAAAUUCCUCCUGGAGACCAAGGAUGGUUGUGCCCUGCGUGUGAUUGCAAGGUGGAUUGCCUUGACUUGCUUAAUGAAUUUCAAGGAAGUGAUCUCUCAAUUGAGGACACAUGGGAGAAAAUUUUUCCUGAAGCAGCUGUUGUCGCAAAUGGGAAUAAACAAUUUGAUGACUCCAAUGAUUCUUCAGAUGAUUCAGAAGAUCAUGAUUAUAAUCCUGAUACCCCAGAAGUUGGUAUUGAAGAUCAGGAAGAAGGAUCAAGUUCUGAAGAAUCAGAUUCUAUUUCAUUGUCUGAGGAGGCCCCAGGGUCUCCCAGACACAACAACUUUAAUGAUCUUGGCCUUCCUUCUGAUGAUUCCGAGGAUGAUGAUUAUGACCCUGAACGUCCAGACCCAGAUAAAGAUGUUCAGAAGGAAGGAUCAGACUCGAGUGAAUCAGACUUCACAUCAGACUCUGAUGAAUUCUGUGUUGAGCUUAGUAAAAGUACCAAUAUCAAUGAAGAAUCAUCAUUCUCUUUAUCCGAACCCAAACUGCUUGAUGGUUCUUGUGAGGGGAGAGAUGAAACGCAUGAAAGCCCAAUAAAUGCCAAGCCUCCACCUGUAAUGGAGGGAGAACCUGGUCAAGUGAACACUUUUCCAGUGUCCAAGAAAAGGGAGCGGGAACAUUUAGAUUAUGAGAAGUUAUAUGAUGAGGCUUAUGGUAAAGAGUCACCUGUUUCAAGCAAAGAUGAAGAUUGGUCUGAGGAAAGUGCAGCAAAGAAAGCUAAGAAAGAUGAUGACAAAAGAGAAGAUGCUAAAUUGCCAGGUGCAAAAGCUCAGUCUGCCAAUAAUAGAAGAAGUUUGGGCAUCAAAGGCAAGGUUGAGGACGAUAAUGAAAUAGACUUGCCAAAUUUAGACCAGCCACAAGUUUCAAAAGCAACGAGUGAGAGUACUCCUGAUAAAGGACAUGAGAACCUGGUUGAACAGUGUGAUGGUGAUCAAUUGCUUGGUUUGGAUGGGAUCACUGUUACUUACUCUGCAAGAAAAUAUUUUGGUCAAGAGACAUCUCAGAAACUUCAGGAAAUCUUCAAAGAAAAUCAAUAUCCUAGCCGUGAAACAAAAGAAAAUCUUGCGGAAGAACUAGGGGUGACUGCUAAAAGGAUCAGUAAAUGGUUUGAGAAUGCUCGACAUAACCUGAGAGUUUCUGCCAAGGGAUCUGAUCUUCCAGGAACUUCUGGAGCAGUUUCUGAUAAAGGAACCGAUCAUGCAAGGACUUCCAUGUAUAAAGGAAACCCCUUCAUGGAACCCAGCAGAAAAAUAUCUGAGUCGAGCAAGGGGAAUGCCGAGAGCUCGGCUGGGAGCACUGAGAAAAUAUCAUGUAAAGCAAAUAAUCACAAGGAUCAAGUCGGGUCUGGUGCAGCUGAUAAAUUGAAAAGAACGGUGGACAGCAAAAGGCAGAAGGCAAUAGCGCGCGAGUUGAGGAAGAUAAGGAAUGGUAGGUAAAGAUUCUACCAGCGUUUUGGUGAUCGCUUGCCUCUUGCAAGAUAGUAGCGCAUUUUGAUUGCUGGACUUUUGAGGUAUUCUUGGUGGCGUGACGGUUGGACGUGUCGGCAGUCAUGCACAAAUUAACAUCCACGUCGCCUGGCAUUCUCCGGAUGUUGUGUGUUUUUGGUUUUAUCUUUCUCCUCCUCUGUUUCCCUUAAAAGAGGUUGCGGUUGGCCAUCGAGGCCAGGAGGAGAUCCUUUGUGUCUGUACGCUAACCUUAGCAGAAAAGAAUCGGAUUGUUUGUACCAGGCAUAAUAACUAGUUUUACCUUGGAAAUAGCAUUUACGUUACUGGCUA
Molecule: messenger RNA, 2904 nt
Organism: Musa acuminata subsp. malaccensis (wild Malaysian banana)
Lineage: Eukaryota; Viridiplantae; Streptophyta; Magnoliopsida; Zingiberales; Musaceae
Product: homeobox protein HOX1A
Biological process (GO): regulation of DNA-templated transcription; chromatin organization
Cellular component (GO): nucleus
Molecular function (GO): chromatin binding; DNA-binding transcription factor activity, RNA polymerase II-specific; DNA binding
Source: RefSeq, a predicted model, not a curated record